UUUCUACCAAACAAACGGCGUUGGUGAAUUCGCAAGCGGCUGUUUCUUUAAUUUGAGGGUGGUCGCGGGAUUCGCAAAGUGGCGCACGUGCUGACGUAGCGGCAGACGAAGCAUACGGCAAUGGCACCCCCUGCAGUAGCACCGGCGCUAGGAAGGAGGGUGUUUGUGGUUGGGGUCGGCAUGACUAAGUUUGAAAAGCCUGGGUCCCGUGAAGAUUUUGAUUACCCGAAUAUGGCUGAAGAAGCAGGUCAGAAAGCGCUCAGCGAUGCAGGUAUUCCUUAUUCAGCUGUGGAACAGGCUUAUGUCGGCUAUGUUUAUGGUGACUCAACCUGUGGUCAGAGGGCUGUUUAUCACAGUUUAGGACUAACAGGCAUUCCUAUUGUGAAUGUGAACAACAACUGUGCCACUGGAUCUACUGCAUUGUUUAUGGCCAGACAAUUAAUUCGGGGUGGUUUAGCCAACUGUGUCCUGGCUCUUGGAUUUGAAAAAAUGGAAAGAGGAUCUCUUACAUCUAAAUUCAUGGACAGGGAGAAUCCAGUGGGCAAGCACGUGGAAGUGAUAGUAAACAAAUAUGGCUUAGCAGCAGCGCCAGUUGCUUCACAGAUGUUUGGAAAUGCUGGAAAAGAACACAUGGAGAAAUAUGGGACCAAAGUAGAACACUUUGCAAAAAUUGCAUGGAAAAACCAUAGCCAUUCAACCAACAAUCCGAAUUCCCAGUUUCAAAAGGAGUACAGUUUAGAAGAAAUCUUACAGUCACACAAGGUUUUUGACUUCUUGACAGUUUUACAGUGUUGUCCAACAUCUGAUGGUGCAGCAGCUGCAAUACUGGCUAGUGAAGAAUUUGUGAGGAAUAAUGGAUUAGAGUCAAAAGCUGUUGAAAUUGUGGCUCAAGAGAUGACUACUGAUUUUCCAAGCUCUUUUGAAGAAAAUAGCUGUAUUAAAGCAGUUGGCUAUGAUAUGACUAAGGAGGCUGCCAAAAGAUGUUUUUCAAAAGCAGGCCUGAAACCUGAAGAUGUGGAUGUGAUUGAACUUCAUGAUUGUUUCUCAGCUAAUGAACUAAUCACUUAUGAAGCUCUGGGACUUUGUCCUGAAGGCAAGGCUGGUGAGCUAAUUGAAAGAGGAGAUAAUACUUAUGGUGGAAAAUGGGUCAUAAAUCCAAGUGGUGGCUUGAUUUCAAAAGGGCAUCCACUGGGUGCUACAGGUCUGGCUCAGUGUGCUGAACUCUGCUGGCAGCUAAGAGGAGAAGCCGGAAAGAGGCAAGUUCCCAGUGCAAAGCUUGCUUUGCAGCAUAACCUAGGCCUUGGCGGUGCUGCAGUGGUGUCCCUGUACAGGAUGGGCUUUCCUGAAGCUGCAAGAUGUCGGCAAAUCCAAGCUGUUCCUACCAACGCAGCUGUUGAUGGGUUUAAGGCAAGUCUUGUCUUCAAAGAAAUUGAAAAGAAACUCCAAGAGGAUGGAGAGGAGUUUGUCAAGAAAAUUGGUGGUAUAUUUGCCUUCAAAGUGAAAGAUGGCCCUGAGGGUAAAGAAGCAACUUGGAUAGUUGAUGUGAAAAAUGGUAAAGGCUGUGUGGAUGUUAACUCAGAUAAGAAAGCAGACUGCACAAUUACAAUGGCUGAUUCUGAUUUGUUAGCAAUGAUGACUGGGAAGAUGAAUCCACAAACAGCUUUCUUUCAAGGCAAAUUGAAGAUUUCUGGGAACAUGGGCAUGGCUAUGAAACUACAGAGCCUACAGCUUCAGGCGGAAAAAGCUAAACUUUGAACCACUAUAACUUCAGGAUUUGAUGAAGACUUGAAAAAUAGUUUCUUAAGAGCUAGGCUGGAACUAGGUGUUGGAAUUAGCACAGUACAGGUUUUCUGAACACAUGUGAUCAACUCUAGCUUCCCUGAAGCCUCUGUUUUAACGGCAGUUUUGGCAUUGCCUUCCAUGAAUCAGUCUAAACUGCUGCAAAAUGGUUGGGAUAGUGUAUGACUGUUUAUAAUGGUUAAGACCAGCAUGAUGUACCAUGAUUUUGGUACAUCUAGAGUGGUUUAACACAUUCUAAAACAAGUGAUUGAUCAGUGCUGUCAUUUUUUGUGAAACUUUAAAAAGUAGAAAGAACAUUGGGAAAAGAUAGUGUAACUUUUUUCUCUUAAAUAUUUCUUUUUCAUGUUUUGAAAAAAUCUCUCAUAGUGGUUCAGUAAAAUAUUAUUUACUUUGCCUGAGAUCCAGAGAGCUAAUUUAGACAGGCCAAAGAUUUCAAAGAGCAGGUACAUUCCCCCCGCCAUGUCAGAAAAUGCUUUUGAAAGUACUCCAUUUCAAAAAUGGUUCACUAUAUUGGCAUGGAGAGCUGGUGAGAGUUCUCUUGGGCAUGUGGAACUGUCUGUGCACGUCUUUGAAAUCCCAACCAUUUACUUCUUUCUAAAUUAAUAGUUAGAUCUUUUCCUUAUGAAAAUCAAAUCUGUGCACUAAUGAAAUUAAUUAAUAGAGCAAAGAAAUUGUACUGCUUAUUCCCUGAAAUUAAGUUUAU
Molecule: messenger RNA, 2503 nt
Organism: Gekko japonicus
Lineage: Eukaryota; Metazoa; Chordata; Lepidosauria; Squamata; Gekkonidae
Gene: SCP2
Product: sterol carrier protein 2
Exons: 16
Coding region: 121-1755 (544 amino acids)
Molecular function (GO): acyltransferase activity, transferring groups other than amino-acyl groups
Source: RefSeq, a predicted model, not a curated record